AUGCUUUCGCGAGGUGUAUUGCUUCGGUCGAUGUCAGGACUGAAGCUUCCACCUUCUCUGCAGCGGUGGUUUCAUUGGUACCCUCGCAGGGGAGGCGAGUUUCUUGGCGACAUGCUUGCCGGUCACAACCUCUUUAUUGCCGACAUCCCACGCAAGUUUGAUGCCCAGCACGCGCGUCACUUCUCCCUUGUGGAGUCACUUUGCAUCACUCCCCUCUUUACGCUGACGAUGGUUCACUACUUCUCUAGCUUUUUUCUCCACCCCAAACGAUGGCAGAUGAUCCCGGUACUCAUGACAGAACUCGCCCGCAAGACAGAGACGCAGCAGCAGUGGAUGAGUGUCAUGGAGAAGAAGUCUCCAACAGACGUGGUUGUGUGGCGUGCCUCAAUGUCAUUGAUGCAGAUUGUACUUUUCCCCGCCUGUCUGCUGCUCUCUUCCCUCACCCCGCAGAUGAUGCACGCCAUGCUGGAGCGUACGAACCACAUUGUACAUCAGAAACUUGCAUGCAUCAACAAAGAUGCUCCACCAUUUGUGCAGAAGUACAUGGAUGAGGCCCGGGAGGCGGAGGCGUUUCACAGCCAACAGCUAUGCAUUACCACAGACUACCUUGCGGCUCUUCUCAUUGUCUUGUUGGUGCUGUACCUGACGUCGUAA
Molecule: messenger RNA, 654 nt
Organism: Trypanosoma cruzi
Lineage: Eukaryota; Euglenozoa; Kinetoplastea; Trypanosomatida; Trypanosomatidae
Exons: 1
Coding region: 1-654 (217 amino acids)
Source: RefSeq, a predicted model, not a curated record